This is a messenger RNA of Larimichthys crocea (large yellow croaker), 3253 nucleotides long. RefSeq names its product alpha-tectorin. The record is from RefSeq and is a predicted model, not a curated record. NCBI's taxonomy places the organism in Eukaryota, Metazoa, Chordata, Actinopteri, Sciaenidae. The transcript is spliced from 19 exons. Bases 163 to 2592 code for a protein of 809 amino acids.
CAAAGACUGUGCUUUAUCUUACAUGCAGACAGACAAGGCAGACAAAUCAGAGCUGAAGCAUCCAGUGAGACUUAUCAAACACUGAGCUGCUUGGCAUCCCCAGUCUCUGCAAUUCCUCCCGAGGUGACUCAGGUGUGUGUCAGGUGUCAGCGGACUGCCAGCAUGUCCUACUUCAUAGUCUACGUUGUUGCACUGAUGCUGCUGACUGGUACUGCUGCCACAAACCACACAUUUACCAGUUCUGGGGAAAUGAACAUCGCCUCGUGCCCCAUUACCUACUAUGGACAGACAUAUGAUAAAGUUUAUGUGGCCUUCAAUGCGAACAAAUUCACAGUGUGCUUCAAGGGUUUAUACCAACCUGGAAAGGAAAAUGACUGUAUUGUGAUGUCUGGAGGGACAGCUGACAGAGGCGACCUGUCAGUACUUACAAAAGACAUACCAACUGGCUCUGGGGUUCAUAAACUUCUCCCAAACCUUAAGUAUGCUGGGAAAUGUGUCAACAUAAUACCAUUAAAAGACAGUCAACAAUCUCAAAUUGAACAACUUGAACUUGGAAACUUUGGUUCACAAGCAAUUCUGGCAAUCAAGACAUAUCCUGGGUACACAAAUGCUGCUGUUGUAGCAGAUUCACAAGUCAAUGGCCUUACAGUUUCCAAACAGUCAUUCCAGACUAAUGAAACAAACAAUGGAGUCAUCACAGAUGUGAGUGGAUGCAGACUCUCAGGUACUGCUUAUAAGACAAAUACAACAGUGAGGGACCCAAACAUUUGUUCUACCGUAACCUGUGAUGUGAGCGGAGUUGCUAGUGCCAUUAGUGAUUGUGGUCCCAUGGAGCAUUGCCAGGGCAAUGGAAGUUGCGUCUUAAACACCAUGUGCACUGUGACCGGCUCCACUGUCAUUGAUUUCAUUGGAAGAGUCCACUCUGUCCCAGACAGGUGUGGGUACACUCUAAUGAGGUCUACAUUGGGCGUCCCAGGCGUCAAGUUGGUGGGCAUCUUCCAGGAAAGACGCCGUAAAGAUGUUAGUUUUUUGGACCGUGUCAUACUGCAGAUGGACCAGGCGGGUGUUCAGAUUUCCCUGGGACAAGGCGGCAGAGUUCAGCUGAAUGACAAAGUGCUGAUGGUCAACACCACAGCACAGGUGGUCCACGGUGUGAUGCUGUCUAGAGACCAAACAGGAGUGACUGCUAAGAUCUCAGCUUCCAACAACAUGGUUUCUGUCCACUUUGAUGGCUACACAGCACAAAUCCACAUAACGGGACCAAGUGGAGCACCUGUGCAGGGUUUAUGUGGCAAUUCCAGCUGGUCUUUUAGUGGAGAAAGAGUCUCUGAACACUCUGCUAUUGACUGUGAGACGCAGUAUGAUGAUGAUGCUAACAGUACAAUUAACUGCAACACCACAACUGAAUGGUGUAAUAUCAUGAAGCAGGCUUCCUUCAUUGCUUGCAACAAGCACAUCAACCCAGAGCCCUUUAUAACUGCCUGCACAAGAACUUUGUGCAAAUACCCUGCAGUGGAUGGUCUGAAGUGCCAGUUCCUGGAGGCCUAUGCCAGGGCCUGCAGCCACCACAGCAAUGUUACAGUGGACAGCUGGAGGUCAAGCACCAGCUGCUCUGCUGUCUCUCAGGCCUUUUGUUCGGACAGGUUUUGCAGUGCUCAUGAGUUCUGUGGUGACAGUAUCAAUCAUGGGGAACCUCGUUGUCUCUGCCGGGCCAUUUUUGCCUCUGAGUACAGAUCAAGCAAUACUUUUGGUGAGCCGACAGUCUGUGGGCAGAACUCAGCUUCGAUAACUAUGGCUAAUUGUCUCUUAGAGGAACAAAACAUUGACUACUCUAUCCUGCACCUCAAUGACCAGGCCUGCACAGGUAAAAUGGACCACCUGACCCACAUGGUGACAUUCAAUUUUGACAGCAGCAACAGUUGUGGUGCGGUGGCCAUGGUCAAUGGAAGCCAAAUUAUCUACAAGAACUCCAUCAUGACACGAAACAGUUCCAUGUCUGGCCUCAUCAACCGACAUGACCGAGUGCAUAUUGACUUCUCCUGCCAUUACCGUCAGCCAGAAACAAAGAACUUAGCCAUCAGAAUCAAAGACAGCUCUGUGACCCAGCAGAUUAUUUCUGGAGAAUGGUAUUACAACCUGAGUAUGAAUGCUUACACCAACCCUGAACGCAACAAAGCUAUCCAGCCAGACACCUAUAUCGAACUCAACAAGAAAAUUUGGGUGGAGCUGAAGACAGAGGGGCUGAAUGAAGAAAUGAUCCACCUGCUGACUGACUCCUGCUGGGCAACUGACCAGCCUUUGCCAGAUGGAAGCCUGAGAUAUGACCUUGUCAUCAAAGGCUGCCCUAAUCCUACUGACAAGACAGUGAAUGUGGUCGGCAAUGGACUUGGAACGUCCAACUUUUUCUCUUUCAAUUUGUUCCAGUUCACUGGCAAGACUACUACUGACAUCUACUUUCACUGCAAAGUAGAGCUGUGUGUCAGGGAUGGUAACACAUGUGCACCGAGGUGCAGCCAGGCUAACAGAAGCCGCAGAUCUGUCACGUCAAAAUAUGAAAACCCUGCCUUCAUCACCCUUGCCUGGACUUAUUAGGUUUCCAUGGAGACUGACCAUCAAGUUCAAGACCUAUAAUGAUUCCUGUGUUGGCUUUGUCCUGAUGAAGAGUCCUGGAUUAAUAAUCAGUGCUGUGAAUCAAUACCAGCGCAUAUGUAUCACUUUAAUAAUCAGAAAGGCACACUGAUCUUUCUUCUGCAUUUUUAUUUUUUGGUUUUGGGUGUUCUGUGAGGAUAAUGAUUUGAAGAAGUUGAAGUAUUGGAAAUGUACUGAUUUGAUUAGCAGCAUCUGACACAGGAAAACUGUCUCAGCACCUGAAAGAAAACACCUACCAAUAACAUGGAUUGGUAUGUUGAAUGUUUCAGUGGAAUGCAUGGCUUCCUUAGUGAUUUCCAGAUAGCAGACAAAGUUGAUUUCAUAAGGUUUUAUAUCAGUAAGAGGGAGGGUGACAGUCCCAGCAUGAUUUGGGACAUGAUGUGAUGAUGUGAUUGUUGGAACCAGAAAAGAACUGCAUUUUCAGGGAUUUUCUCUUAUAGGCAGGCGCUAUUCUUGGUCUGGAUUGCAAGGCUUUGCAAACAAACCAGGAACCUUCUAUGGCCUCAACAAAAUCAAAACACACUGUAUUAAUGCUUUUUCUACCUUUUAUUAUAAUAGUGUGAAAUCAAUAAAAAACAUAAAUGUAUUAAACUAUUACAUGAGA